GAAAAAACAAGUUUACUCUCGGUCUCGGAGCUAGCAGAGAGGGGGAGAAUCAGCCAUGGCCGAGAGCGAAAGAUUGGACGCUGUCCAACCGCAGCAAAACGACGAGGUGAAACAGCUACAUAGUGACGAUGGGGACAAGAAUUUGGAUGUGGGCGGGGAGGAAUUGGAGCCAGCCGUCGACGACGACGACAGAGAAGGAGGUGAUUGUGAUGGUGAUGAAGGUGGUGAAGGCGAGGCUCGGCGCCGUGAGCUGAGUAGAGUCGUUGCUGAGGUGGAAGAAGGUGCUGGCGCGGAUACGAUGGGGUCUAGGCCGGAGGAGGAGUCCGGAAACCUAGGUGCGGCGGCAGUACCGGAGAGCGAUCAGUGUGUAGGUCAAGUGAGGAAUUCGGCUCUGGAGUCGAGUACGGCGGCUGAAUUCAAGGAACAUAUGGGAUCAUCACAACAAGAAGUUUCAGAGUGUGAAUCAACACAUGAUGCUAAUGCUGAGAGCGAAAAUGGGCUUCAGUUGUGUGUUUGUCCAGCUCCUGCAUCAGAGAUGUCGCCAACUUCGGUUACCGAACCCAUAUCAGCUGGUCCAAGUCCAACUGUUCCAGACCAGAGGUUGCCUGUGCCGAAGGGUACCAGUGGUCCUGUGCAAGAAGCGGAUCGACCGAAGCCCUCUGACAUUAGAAAUCUAGUUAUACCUGUCUUGAAAACAGUUACCCCUGAUGGUUACAAUUGGCGGAAGUAUGGUCAGAAGCAAGUGAAGAGUCCUAAUGGUUCAAGGAGUUACUACAGGUGCACGCAUUCCGACUGUUUUGCUAAGAAGAUCGAGUGCUCUGAUCAUUGUGGCCAUGUUAUUCAGAUUGUAAAUAAAGGAAUGCACAGUCAUGAUCCACCUCGGAAGAGCAAUUCCAAAAGGGUAAGUAGGAUGCCAGCAUCCAGUGGGCGUAUUUCAGGGGAUGUCAUUACAGAACAUGCAAUUAGACUUAAGGAAUCAGAUCCAGCAACACCGUCUAAAGAACUUACAGAAAAGAAGUUCAUAAUUGCUGAUAGAAAACGUUUGAGCCCAAGUGGCUCGAGUGAGACUGAUAAAGGUCAACUGAAAGAGGAACACACUUGUGUACCGGAACCCCCAAAAAGGGUGAAAAAGGACGACCUGGAUUGCUCACGGGCUCUCACUAAGCCCGGAAAGAAACCUAAAUUUGUUGUGCAUGCAGCAGUUGAUGUUGGGAUCUCAGCUGAUGGGUAUAGAUGGCGAAAAUACGGACAGAAGAUGGUAAAGGGAAAUACUCAUCCGAGGAACUACUACAGAUGCACAUCUGCCGGUUGCCCAGUCCGCAAGCACAUCGAGACAGUAGCAGAUAACUCAAGCGCCGUCAUCAUAACAUACAAAGGCAUCCAUGACCACGACAAGCCUGUCCCAAAGAAGCGUCACCGCCCACCCAGCGCUCCUCUCCUCGCCACCCCAGCUGCACCAGACUCCAUGAAUAAUGCCGUCCAGCAGCACAAUAAGAGAGCCGAGUCCCCGAGGAAUCCAGAAACCUCGGUCGCUGGUGGAAACAACGACAAGAAGGACAAGGCGGUCGAAUCGUCAUCCCGGGCUCUCAUAAGCAUUGGCUUCGAAGUCAAGCCUUGUUAAGUAAGUAAAGUAAUCAAUGGGUGUUCAUCAUCCCUUCCUGUUCCAUUUCUUUUUCUCGUUUGCUUUCCUUUUUUAGUGAAUGAGUGUUUGUUUGUGAACACUUAGAAGAAGAAAGUAAAAAGAGAACUGUUGUAUAUGAGUGUAUUAGUGGUGGAAUGUUGCUGCCCCCUGAUCCAGUUGACUGACUGGGAUAAUAUUAAGUAUUUAACGUUAACCAAUCUUGUAUCUAGUUGAUUAGUAGCUAAUUGCCGAGUUAAUCGAGAUCUGAGUUCGAGCCUUCUCUUUGUCUGUAAGGGGACCCAUGUCCAUAAUUUCUCAUGGUUUCUCAGACAGGUAUCUGAUUAGCAGUAACCUGGUAUGGGACAAGCAUGGGCUUCCAGCUUUUUUGUGGUUAUGAUUUUGACUUAGUAAUCAAUGC
This is a messenger RNA of Linum tenue, 2039 nucleotides long. The record is from the annotation of a GenBank genome assembly. Lineage: Eukaryota; Viridiplantae; Streptophyta; Magnoliopsida; Malpighiales; Linaceae.